This is a messenger RNA of Diceros bicornis minor, 4044 nucleotides long. RefSeq names its product E3 ISG15--protein ligase HERC5-like. Gene Ontology annotation, biological process: ISG15-protein conjugation; protein ubiquitination; regulation of defense response to virus. The coding region runs from base 148 to 3306 and encodes 1052 amino acids. Gene Ontology annotation, molecular function: ISG15 transferase activity; ubiquitin protein ligase activity. The transcript has 23 exons. NCBI's taxonomy places the organism in Eukaryota, Metazoa, Chordata, Mammalia, Perissodactyla, Rhinocerotidae. The record is from RefSeq and is a predicted model, not a curated record.
CGCCGCCGCGCGGUCCGCGAGCUCCGGCUCCGCAGCGCGACGCGCGGGGUCAGUGGGCGCGCUCCGGCCUUGGCCGUUUCCCUCUCUCUCCUUGCCUCGGAAGGUCCGGGGCGCCGAGGCGCGGCCGUGGAACCCAGCAAAGCGGCGAUGGAGCGGAGGCCACGGAGGAGGUCGCGGGGCGGCGCGCGCUCGGCGCCCAGGCUGGCCGCCGCGUCCCGGUCCGGGGCGUCCCAGUCCGGGGCGUCCCGGUCCGGGGCGUCCCGGCCCGCUGUGUCCGGGUCCGCUGUGUGCCGGCCCGCCGCGUCCCGCUCCUCGGAGCCGCCGGGCGCGCAGCUCUGGCUGUUCCCCAGCCUCGCGGGCGUCCGCAGCGCGCUGUCCCGGAGGACCGAGGCGACGCGCCAGCUGUGCUGCACGCGCGGGCGCCUGGCGGUGCUGGAGCGCGGCGGGGCCAGCGUCGAUGUCCACCAGCUGCCGGCCGGGAGCGACGGCGCCGGGAAGCCCGAGUGCAUUAAGUUAGGAAAAAAAAUGAAGAUACAUUCCAUGGACCAAGGAGCAGAGCACAUGCUGAUUCUAUCCUCAGAUGGGAAACUGUUCGAGUACAGCUAUAGCAUAGAACAUGCAAGGUUUCAAUGCGUUUUACAAGAAAAAAAUAUACUUCAGAUCACAUGUGGAGAUUAUCAUUCUCUUGCACUUUCAAAAGGUGGUGAGCUUUUCUCAUGGGGGCAGAACUUAUACGGGCAGCUCGGAGUUGGAAGAACGUUUGACUCAACCCCCACACCACAGAUUGUGGAGCGCCUCUCAGGAGUCCCCUUGGUUCAGAUUUCUGCAGGAGAAGCCCACAGCAUGGCUUUGUCCAUGUCCGGAAACGUUUACUCGUGGGGAAGAAAUGGUUUUGGACAGCUAGGCCUGGGCCACACCAACAAUCAAGAUUCUCCUUCCCUUGUUGAAGCACUGGCCAGUCAGAAAGUGGAAUUUCUCGCUUGUGGUGGCUCUCACACUGCCGUGCUCACAAAGGAUGGGCUGGUGUUCACUUUUGGCGCUGGAAAAUAUGGGCAACUCGGUCACAAUUCAACACAGAAUGAGUUAAGACCCUGUUUGGUGACCGAGCUUGUUGGAAAUAGAGUGACCCAGAUAGCAUGUGGAAGGUGUCACACACUUGCCUAUGUUUCUGAUUUGGGGAAGGUCUUUUCUUUUGGUUCUGGAGAAGAAGGACAACUGGGAAACGGUGGAACACAUAAUCAGCUGAUACCACUUCCCAUGAAAUCACCAUCAAAUGAAGACCUCAAAUUUGAAAGCCACACCUCAGAAAAGGAGUUAAUAAUGAUUGCUGGAGGGAAUCAAAGCAUUUUGCUCUGGAUGGAAAAAGAGAAUCCAUACGUUAAUCUGAGGAGGAAGAUUCCUACAUUGAAUGAAAGGACUAUAAAGAGAUGGAUUGCUGAUGUGGGAACUAAACAGUGGCAAAAUACAAAAAGGGAAAUCAGAGAGAUAUUUUCAUCUCCUGCUUGUCUGACUGGAAGUUUUUUAAAGGAAAGAUUAACUGCAGAAAUGAUGUCUGUUAAUUUGGAUGUAAAUAAAGCAAGAAACACCUUUAAGGAGUUAACCCAAAAGGACUGGAUUACUAACAUGAUAACCACAUCUCUCAGGGAUAAUCUGCUCAAAAAUCUUCCAUUUCAUUCUCCACACCAAGAAGCUUUAGCAGUUUUCUUCGUUCUCCCAGAAUGUCCCGUGAUGCAUGAUGAUAAGAACUGGGAGAGCCUGGUGGUUCCAUUUGCAGAGGUGAUUUGUAAAAUGAGUGACCAGUCUCUAGGGGUUCUGGAGGAAUACUGGGCUUCUCUGCAAGAAUCCUCUUUCCACAAACUGGUCCAGAUGUUUAAAACAGCCGUCGUGGCUCAACUGCGUUAUUGGGCUGAAAGUGUAGAGAGUAACUGUCGCCUUAGAGCUCUCCUAGAAGUGCUGAAAAGGCUGCACAGGGUAAACAAAGCUAACUGUCUGCUACCAGAAAAUACUUUCAACGUAAAUGAACUCUCAUAUUUGUUGGACAUUUGUAAAGAUAAAAGAGUGUUCUUGAGGAAGAACAACCUGAUACCUGCGGAAAAUGCCAAUCCCCUUAUUUUCAGUGAUUUUCCAUUUAUCUUUAAUUUGCUAUCCAAAAUUAAAUUAUUCCAAGCUGAAUCCUUUAGACAAAUGCAGAAUGCAAGAAAGAGUGCAUACCAGAGGCAAAUGAUUUGGCAAGGAAAGGAUGCAUUCCCUAUAUUUAUACUUCAGGUCAGACGGAGUCACCUAGUUGAAGAUGCUCUGGGUCAGUUAAGCCAAGCUGAAGUCACUGACCUCCGGAAAGAGUUAGCGAUUGCAUUUGUUAAAGAAAUUCGUCCUGAGAGUGCAGGGGUCAAGUCUGAGUUCUUCCACUGUAUAUUUGAAGAGAUGACCAAGACAGAAUAUGGGAUGUUCAUAUAUCCCGAAGAGGGUUCCUCCAUGUGGUUUCCUGUGAGCCCUAAAUUUGAGAAGAAGAGCUAUUUCCUCUUUGGGAUGCUGUGUGGACUCUCCCUAUACAACUUCAAUGUUGCCAACCUUCCUUUCCCACUGGCUCUGUUUAAGAAACUUCUGGACCAAAAGCCAUCAUUGGAAGAUUUAAGAGAACUCAGUCCUCUUUUGGGAAAGAAUUUGCAAGAAGUUCUAAAUGAUGAAUCUGAUGACAUUGAAGAAGAUUACAUCUAUUUUUCUAUACACUGGGACCAAAAUGAUGUUGAUCUAAUUCCAAAUGGGAUCUCUGUACUUGUGGACCAAACCAACAAGAAAGACUAUGUUUCUAAGUGUGUUGAUUACAUUUUCAACACCUCUGUAAAGGCAGUUUAUGAGGAAUUUCAGAGAGGAUUUUAUAAAGUCUGUGACAAGGAGAUACUUAGACAUUUCCAGCCUGAAGAACUAAUGACAGCAAUAGUUGGAAAUACUGAUUAUGACUGGGAACAGUUUGAAAAGAAUUCAGAAUAUGAGCAACGAUACCACAAAUCACAUCCUACUAUACUGAUGUUUUGGGAAGCUUUUCACAAAUUAACUUUGGAGGAAAAGAAAAAAUUCCUCUUUUUUCUUACAGCAAAUGAUAGGUUGCCUGUAAGAGGCCUACAAAAAAUGGGAAUCAUAUUUCGCUGUCCUGAAACCUUCAGUGAAAGAGAUUACCCGAGAUCAUUGACAUGUCAUAAUAUUCUGGAACUCCCUGAAUAUUCGACAAUGAGAAGAAUGGAGGAAGCACUUCAAGUAGCCAUCAACAGCAACAGAGGAUUUGUUGGACCCAGGGUCACACAGGGAUAGUCACCCCUGGGAGUUUCCCUGAGGCCUCAGCUUCUCAGGUCCCCCCACGCUUGGAUUCCUCUGGUUUUCCUUAGGUCUAAUAGUACAAAGGGUUGAUGGAUUUUAGUUAGAAUUAGUGGACAAAUGUUAGGAUAAACAAUGAAGUGAUGAAUCAGGAUGGUAUUUAAUGAAUCAGCAUUUCCUGAUCCCUAAACUUGCUGUGAGGAUGUUUGCUUUUUACUGAAUUAUUUCCUGAACAAUAAUCAUUUAAAAAUAAACUGAAUAUGAAAAGCUAAAAGAUAUUUUUAAAAAUAUUGUACAUCUAAUAAAUACUGUCUGCAAAUGUGAAAGACAUGCUGAAGUUUGAAAAAAAUAAAAUAUAAACUAAUUCCACAUGUUUUUGAGGCAUCUACAAGUACAUUUUAUAUUCUGGAAUGUCUCUAGAGUUUUGAUUUUAGCCAACUGCUGAAUAAUUUAUUUGGAAAAUCUAAAUGUGAAGGGAUUCAUUAAUUCAUGGAAUAAUUACUUAGGCUCAGUACUGUGUUCCAAGAAUCAUUCUAAAUGCAGAUUAUCAUUACUUUGGUAAAACGCUGAACCCAACCAGGAACUCUUGUCUAAUUGUAAUUGGAGAAAAUGAAGAACAUGAACUAUGUCUCAGUAUCAUGGUUACAGAAUGAUUUAAAGGAGAGAUAUAAGUAUGGAAAUGGCCAAUGAUCUUUGUAGGCCAGUCCUUUCUCAUAUUAAAUUUUUAAACUGUAA